AUGUCUCAGAAGACUAUCCACAUAUGUAUGCUCGGAUCCGGUGGUGUCGGCAAGACAGCUAUUACACUUCAAUUCGUUAGAAACGAAUUCUCUGAAACUUAUGUCCCAACAAUCGAAGACGAAUUCCAGAAAAACAUUUCUAUUGAUGACGAAACCGUUGUUUGCGAAAUCGUAGAUACAGCCGGCCAGGAAGACUUCAAGGAGCUUCGUAGCCGUUACAUUCAAGAAUGCGAGGGCUUUGCUGUCGUUUAUGCAGUUGAUGACGAGUCUUCACUCAAUUUCAUUAGCGAAGUUUAUGACGAUAUCGUCCGCGUAAAGAAUACACAGAAGCCACCUAUUGUCAUUCUUGGUAACAAGUGCGAUCUUCCAGCACCACAUGCCGUCCCACUUGAAAAGGCCAAGGCUAAGUCCGCUAGCUCAUGGAAUAACGCUGAAGUAUUAGAAACAUCAGCUAAGCAGAACAAGAACACUACCCUGAGCUUCGAAAAGAUCUGCCGCCUUGUUUUGAAUAAGAAUGCUCCAGCUGCUAAGGAGGGCAAGAAGAAGGAAGAAGAAAAGGGUUCUAGCGACGGAUGCUGCGAAAUUCAGUAA
Trichomonas vaginalis G3 is the source of this 591-nucleotide messenger RNA. Its product is annotated as GTPase protein. The transcript has a single exon. Gene Ontology annotation, cellular component: plasma membrane. Gene Ontology annotation, biological process: Ras protein signal transduction. The record is from RefSeq and is a predicted model, not a curated record. Bases 1 to 591 code for a protein of 196 amino acids. Lineage: Eukaryota; Parabasalia; Trichomonadida; Trichomonadidae. Gene Ontology annotation, molecular function: GTP binding; GTPase activity; GDP binding.